AUGGCGUUUGAUGUAAUCGAAGUACCCUUCCAGUUCAACAAGAUCCUACUCCGUCUCCCUCCAAAGCCAUCCUCCCUCCCACAGGCCUCCCUCGUUUGCACACUCUGGCGCAGCAUCCUCUCCGAUCCCAGGUUUCUCAAACGCUUCCGGAAACACCACCAAAAGCCUCCUCUGUUGGGCUUCUUUGUAGGGUAUACUGGCAGUAAACACAACUUCGUUCCUGUCAUGGACACAAAGCCUGACCGCAUCUCAGCUGCACGCUUCUGCGUGCCCAAGAGUAGCAGGGACUUCCUCGGCUGCCGACAUGGGCUUGCUGUCUUUAUCAAGUGGCUGCGCGAGACCGUUGUAUGGGAUCCCCUCACCGGGCAGCAGCAACGCGUGCCUUUUCCACCAGGGCUUGUUAAUGCCGAAACUGACACUUUCUGGGACUGGCACGCAGCGGUGCUAUGUGUUGAUCCUGAAGAUGGGCAUGUGCAUGGCGAUUGCUUCUCCAGCCCGUUUAAGUUAGUUUUGACGUGUGGUGGAGACACACAAGCGUCCGCUUGCCUCUACGAGUCCAAGUCUGGUGCAUGGGGAAAUAUUGCAUCAACGCCGACUACAGAUGAGAUUCUUCAGAUAAGGCCCAGUGUCCUCAUUAGGGAUGCACUUUUCUGGUUGUUAUGUGAAGGUGACAUUCUUGCGUUUGAUAUUGAAAGCCAGAGUCUUGAUGUGAUCGAGAAGCCGGUGGAUGCCCAGCCGGUGGAUGCCCAUGGUGCCGCCGGCUAUUCCUUCCAGCUCUUACGGACAAAUGAUAGUGGCCUUGGCUUCGCAAGCAUGUCGAAUCUGGGCAUCCAAUUGUGGAAGAGGAGCUCCAACUCUGAUAAUGUUGUUGGAUGGGUGCUGCAGUCAAAAGUCAUUCAACUAGAUGGACUCUUUCCACAAGGAAUGCCUAGCGACCACAAAAUGGCAGGGAUGGUGGGGUAUGAUGAGGAGUCAAAUGCGAUUGUUCUGGCUACUUAUAUUGGUGACUUCAUGCUUCAACUUGAUUCGAUGCAGUUCAUAAGAAUUUCCAAAAGAAAUUGCUGGAGUAGUAAGCUGUAUUAUCCUUACAGAAGUUUCUAUACUGCAGGUGAGUCUGAGGCUGGGUUCUACCAGGGGCUCAUGGGGGCGGCGGGGGAGGAGAAAGUAUUCUCCCUUGCCGCGGACCUUUGGCCGGAGGGGGAGCAGACACCAUUGCCUAGCAGAAAAGAAAAGAAAGCACAGAGCGGAAGCAUAGCGUGUCGAUGGACUGAUGGAGGCGGUGGCUCUGCGUCUAGAAGUGCUACAUCUCCUCCGACAACGGCCGCUGGUUCAUGGACGUCCUCAACAUCGCCGACGCCGCGGGCCGCAAGGUCGCCGAGCCGACGGGCUGCUCGCGCGCCUCGAGUCCGCUCUCUCCGCCGCCGCCUCGGCCGCCAACGCUUGCCGAGGGCGUGCGACACGCCGGCCAAGGAGAGGAGGCUCUGCGUGCUCGAGCUCGUCGGCGACGAGCGCCCGGGCCUCCUAUCCGAGGUGUUCGCUCUACAAGACCUGCGCUGCGGCACCAUCGACGCCAGGACAUGGACGAACGGCGGCCACGUCGUCGCGCUAGUCUGCAUCCGCGAAGAGGACACCGGCGCGUUCAUCCACGAGCCGGUCCGGAUCAGGCGCAUCGAGUCCUGCCUCCGGCACGUCCUCCGCGGCGGCGUGCACGGCUUGGUUGACGCGGCGACGGUGGGCAAACUGGACCGGCGGCUCCACCAGCAGCUGAACGAGGACGGGGAGGCUGCUCUGCGGGGUGGCUUGCAGACAACGCGGGCUGACCGCUUCGGCCCGCUCGAAUGA
This is a messenger RNA of Lolium rigidum, 1842 nucleotides long. RefSeq lists its product as uncharacterized. The coding region runs from base 1 to 1842 and encodes 613 amino acids. The record is from RefSeq and is a predicted model, not a curated record. Gene Ontology annotation, molecular function: protein binding. The transcript has 6 exons. Lineage: Eukaryota; Viridiplantae; Streptophyta; Magnoliopsida; Poales; Poaceae.